This is a messenger RNA of Mobula hypostoma (lesser devil ray), 9560 nucleotides long. RefSeq names its product E3 ubiquitin-protein ligase TRIM9-like. The record is from RefSeq and is a predicted model, not a curated record. Gene Ontology annotation, cellular component: cytoplasm. NCBI's taxonomy places the organism in Eukaryota, Metazoa, Chordata, Chondrichthyes, Myliobatiformes, Myliobatidae. Gene Ontology annotation, molecular function: protein binding. The annotation marks the transcript as partial. The transcript is spliced from 4 exons.
GAAGUGUAUGCCGGCAAAGAAACUGUUUGUACAGUGGAUGGACUUCAGUUCAAUAGUACCUACAAUGCAAGAGUGAAAGCCUUUAAUUCAGCGGGUGUUGGGCCUUACAGUAAAACAGUUGUGCUGCAAACAUCUGAGGUGGCUUGGUUCACCUUUGAUCCCAGUUCAGCCCAUCCAGACAUCCUCUUAUCCAACGAUAACCUAACAAUCACAUGUAACAGCUAUGACGAUCGGGUUGUGCUGGGAUCUGUGGCGCUCUCCAAAGGAAUCCACUACUGGGAGCUAACGGUAGAUCGCUAUGAUAACCACCCGGACCCCGCUUUUGGUGUGGCAAGGAUUCACUUACAAAAGGAUAUAAUGUUGGGAAAGGAUGAUAAGGCAUGGGCUAUGUAUGUUGACAACAAUCGCAGUUGGUUUAUGCACAACAAUUCUCACACAAACAGGACUGAAGGUGGGAUUUGUAAAGGUACAACAAUUGGUGUUCUGUUGGAUCUAAACAAGCGCAACCUUGCGUUUUACAUCAACAACAUGCAGCAAGGCCCAGUCGCCUUUGAAAAUUUGGAAGGCAUCUUUGUUCCUGCUGUUAGCAUUAACAGGAAUGUCCAGGUGACCCUUCAUACAGGAUUGGAAGUUCCAAAUCAUAUCAAGCAAGUCAAAUCUUCACUAUCCUACAGCCCCAAAAGCAAGACCAAGUACUGACACUUCAGUAACCAGCAAAAUGACAGUCGAUUCAGGUAUAAAAAGUUUAAAAGUUCCCAAUACCAAAUGCAAAAAGUAGACUAAAAUCCCUUCAAAAUUCUUAGCUCCUGAAGUUCUCAUUAAAUCUUAGUUGCACAUCACUGCUAUGAUUUAAAACUCAAGAACCACUGGCAAACAAAUAGCGUUCAGAUCAGUUUACACUAGUAAUAAGCUUUAGUUACACAGAUACCAACCUGUUGUGUCAAAGAACAAGGGUAACUGAAAUCUCCACUCGCACUGCAAGUAGGCUUGCACCAAGCAGUCUGUUACCAUUCUCUUUAAAGAAAUGUACAGUACAUCAGAUUAUGGAAUGAUAAAAAAUUGAUUUCCAGUGAAGAAGAUGAGAACAAUUCUGACAUGUUUGACUUGUUUUCCUACAAAAUAUCAUAAUUUUCUUUAGGAAAUAUUUGAAUGGGGUGCACAGUCAUUCCCAACAGUUGGUAAAGAUCAACUGAUUAAACGGAGAGUAUUAAGAUGGGAGACAUACAUGACACUAUAGCAUUUAAGUAAGUUAGAAACAAAGUGAAGAGGAUACUUUACUUCAACAAAUCCUGUCAUUUUUUAAAGUUGAAGUGCCCUGGCACACAGGUGAGUGUGAUGAAGAAAGCAGUUAACUAGCUUGCUUGAACAGCCAGUACGUUUGCUACUUGCUGUGGUUCCAGUUUCAGUCAAUGCUAGGAAUGUGCCCAGAUUUCUGCAAGUAAGUGCAAGUCUAGUGGUGUGAGGGUAUCUUGGCUUCCCUCCAUUGCUUUCUGUUUCUCCUAGUUAAGACAGGGAAACCAUUUGAUGUCUCUUAAGUAUGGAACAACAAGAUAAAGAGAACAGGGUUUUAUCUAGCAGAAGAGGAAACCACUGGACUAGAAAAAAAGGAGUAAGCUGCAUAAGGACAGUGUUAUUAGGGGGAUUACUUUCUCCAAUAGUUUGACCCAUCGAGUGGACUUGCUGCCACUGUUGAGAUGCCUGCUAAAGCAUUGGCCCUUAACAACAAACAUGGGUAAAGAGGUUAACUAGUAUUUGGGGGGAUGUAUUUGAGUUUGUUAAUAUAAAAUAUGGGGAAGUUAUUUUUUAAAGGUAUAUAGGACUUAAAAUCAAAUUUCACUAGAGCAGGUAAUGAUAAUUUUCCUAAGUACUGCCUUUAAAUAAUAUUCUCUUUGAUAGGAGGAAAAUAUUUAAGCAAAAAAGAUUCAAUGUGAAUUGCCAGAAUUACUGUCUCUGGUAAUUAGCCUGCACUUUUGCAACGUAAACUGUGAAAUUGCUGUUCCAGCGUUCACGAGGACAAAUAUAAAACUGGUUACUAAAAUAGCUUUAAGCCAGUCUCUACAUGACAUUGGUUCAUUUUUCUGAUUGCUGAGGUGCCAUCAUCAACUUUGCCUUUGAAAUUGCUGUCUACAUACACCCUCAGCGAUGGGAGACACCCGUGAUUCUGUUCUUUUGAUAAAAUCCCGGACAUGGUUGAGAUUCUCCCAGGAGCCAAUUCAACUCCUGCUCCUGUGCACCAUCUUGUGGCUGACUGGAGAACUACACUUCCAGAUGCCCUGUCCAAGCUUGGGUGGGCCAAAGGAUCACUGUAAAAUUAGAAAUGCACACUGAAGUUCUUCAGAACCAGAACCAAUGCAUUUGUUUCCAUUUACUCUACAUCAACCAUAAAGUAUGAGAAGAUAGUUUACGGGAAACUAUGUGGAAAGAAGAGGUACAGAUACUGUAUAAGCUAAAUACUGAAAAGUUUGUAUAAAUAUAAUAGAGGUGUUUUGUGAUUGUUACUGCGUGUCUGUUUUGCUAACGUUUGUCAUUUUGUAUAGUUUCCAAGGUAAAGUGGUGUUAGUGGCAGACACCAGGAAUGUUUAAAAUAUUGCAGAUGAAUGUUGCUUUGCAUGGACAGUUGAACAGAAUUUGCUGAUGUACUAUUUACCUGAUUAUGCACAUUGGUGACACUACUUAAUUUGAUGAUGUGCAAAAUUUUGAUAAGGUUUUAGAUAGAAUUACUUUAACUAUAAAAUUUUAAAAACUCUUAACAUUGACCUAGGUGAUCAAACCUUUGUUUAAGUAAUGAAGGCAUAAGAUUCUGCAGAUUAACACACAACAUGCUGGAGGAACUCAGCAGGUCAGGUAGCAUCUACGGAAAUGAAUAAACAACCGACGUUUCGGGCUGAGACCCUUCAUCAGAACCAUUCUGCAGAUACUGGAAUCUGGAGCAAAUAGACAGGGCUUGCUAAGUUCCUCCAGCAGUUUGUUUUAUUUGCUGUUCAAUAAUGAUAUUGGUGAUACCAGCCAAUCAUGAACCAGGCACCGCUGACUGUUAUUUUCAGAAUGGGUCUGCAUAUUUGAGGUCCAAGAGAUUGGAUCUCAGCAGGUGAUCUUCUAAACUCUGGGAGGUGGUCAGGGGCAAUUCUGACAAAAGAUCUUACACAAAGGUUUAAGCAGGAGAUUGAAAUAAACCUAAGAAUCUAUCCUGUGUCUAAUUUCCAACUGGAAAGGUUCCCCCCCACCCAAGGGUUUUGCCCGUCCUUACUCUGUUAAUUGGUGCAUUUAAAACCUGCAAGCUUACCUAUGUGGGAGAAGUGAAUCCUCGGCACAGCAGCUAGUGGGUUGAACUGAAUUUAAAUUUGUGUACUCUUUGAGCCCUCUAACUGACGAUAGCAUUUUAAUGAUCCAAUUUUGUGAAACAUAUUUCUGGAUGAUUGUGCUAACUCUGGUGAAAUCAAACUGCAGAAUUUUUUAUACUUGAGUUGAUUCUCUACUUUGAGCAGGGUUGCUGGUUAUAGAGAGAUUCAGCAUGGAAAUAGGCUAUUUGCCCCAACAUGUCUAUGCGAACCAUCAAGCAGCCAAUUGGACAUUAAUCCUACCCAAGCUCAACUUAUUCUCACCACUCAACCCUAUACAUGUUCUACUUCGAUUAGGUGCCAUUUACUAACCUAGCAACUUGUACAUUUUUGGGAUGUGGCAAGACAAGGGAGCACCCAGAGGAAACUCCUAUAGUUACAGACUGGACAAAUUCCAGCCAGACAUCACAAUCAGCAAUGAAGCGAGGUCACUGGAGCUGUGUAGGCAACAACUCUACUAACUGUGCCACUGUCAUUUCAAACAACCUUGUGCACUUGGCAACAUUUAGAUGAGGAGAAAUGAGAAAAACAAAAUUUUAAUUGCACCUAAAUUUUCACUGUCAAAAGACUGCAGCUUGUAAAUCAUGUUAUGAGUAAUCCUUUGUUAAAGGCUUAACUACACACUAGUGGCCACUUCAUUAGGUACAGGAGCGAAACCCCGUGUGGUUGUCUGCCGCUGUAGCCCAUCCACGCAAGGUUUGACGUUUUGAGCGUUUGGAGAAGCCCACAUGCACACCACUGAUGUAACGCUUGGUUACGUGCACUUCAAAAGCCUUCUAUUCCUCUGAACAUCCUGGGAUCCCUCUGUUUAUCACCUAUUUCCCUGCCUUGUUUGCUCUUCCCAAAAGAAUUACCUCAUACACUCAGUGGCCACUGUAAUAGGUACAAGAGGUACCUGACAAAAUGGCCACUGCGUGUAUGUUUGUGGUCUUCUGCUGCUGUAGCUCAGUACUUAAGGUUCGACAUGCAGUGCACUUGGAGAUGCUCUUCCGCAUACCACUGUUGUAACGCAUGGUUAUUUGAGUUGCUGCUGCCUUCCUGUCCUGUCCAGGAGAUCAACAAUUCUGAGAUACUCAAACCACCCCAUCUGGCACCAACACUCAAUCCAUGGUCAAAGUCACUUAGAUCAUAUUUCAUCCCCAUUCUGAUGUUUGGUCUGAACAUCAGCUGAACCUGUUCAGCAUGUCUGCUUGCUUUUGUGCAUUGAGUUGUUCCCACAUGAUUGACUGAUUAGAUAUUUGCAUUAAUGAGCAGGUGUACAGGUGUACCUAAUAAAGAGGCCACUAAGCGUAUAUUCCCUGUUUAUUGGAAGUUCUGUGUACAUUAAUGAAGAGGAGUAAAACCAGUUAAUUAGUGCAUUCUUUACAUUUCUGAAGUAAUUGCUUAUGAAUUCAAACCUAAUGUCAGCAGUAAAAUAGAUAAUCUGGGCUCACACUCCAGGUCAACUUUAUUGAAGAUAUUGUACACAGGACAAUGUUAAAUCCAGGUUAGGGAGGUGACUUGUUCAAUAAUUCCAUUUAAAGCAACACUGCUUAAAAUAAAACAAAUGCUUGGUGAUUCUCUGUGUGACAGCAGAAGAGACAAUGCCUGCCUUGUUUAUUUAUCUUCUCCUUUCCCACCAUCCAGUCACCCAAACGUUCUUAUAAGAUGAACCAGCAAUUAAUUUGCAUUUGGUGCAUUGCAUUAGUGUAUUUUGUGUUAGUAUUCAUAGUGGAUGACACUAGCAAAAUACCAGAACUGUAAGAGUGUUGGGACAGACAUUACUAAGGAGAAGGUGCUUGGGAAGCUGAAAAGUCCGAAGGUAGAUCAGUCAUUAGAUUCUGGAAUGGUUUUGAAGGACUGGAACAUUGCAAAUGUCACUCCACUCUUUAUGAAGGGAGGGAGGCAGAAGAAAGGAACUUGUAGGCCAGUUAGCCAGACUUUAGAGUUGGGAAGAUGUUGGAGUCCAUGAUUAAGGAUAAGGCUUCAGGGCACUUGGGGGCACAUGAUAAAAUAAGCCAUGGUUUUCUAAAGAUCAUGCUUGACAGAUCUGCUGGAAUUCUUUGAAUAAAUAACAGGCAGAAUAGACAAAGGAGAUUCAGUGGAUUUUCAGAAGGCCUUUGACAAGGUGCCGCACAUGAGUCUGCAAAACAAGAUAACUGCCCAUGGUAUCAGAGCAAAGAUGCUGGCAUGGGUAGAGCAUUGGCAAAGAGGGGAAUAAAGGGGGCUUUUCUUGUUGGCUGGCAGGUACUACUGGUGCACCACAGGGGUCUGUGUUGGGACUGUUUCUUUUCAUGUUGUAUGUCAAUGAUCUGCAUGAAGGAUUUGAUAGCUUUUUGACCAAGUUUGAGGAUGAUUCAAAGGUGGGUGAAGGGGCAGGUAGUGCUGAGGAAGCUGGACGUAUGCAGGAGGACUUAGACAGAUUAGGAGAUUGGGCAGAGGAGUGUCAGAUGGAAUAUUGUGUAAGGAAGUGCAUGGUCAUGCACUUCGGCAGAAGUAACAAAGGUGCGGAGAAAAUUCAAAAAUCAGAGGUGCAAAGGGACUUGCGAGUCCUCAUGCAGGGGUUGACUUGCUGGUUGAGUUGAUGGCAAGGAAGGCAAUGCAAUGUUAGUUUUCAUUUUGAGGAUUAGAAUAGAAGAGCAAAGAUGUAAUGCUGAGGCUUUAUAAGGUGUUGGUCAGACUGCACUUGGAGUGUUGUGAACAGUUCUGAGCCCCUAGGAAAGGAUGAGCUAGCAUUGGAGAGAGUCCAGAGGAGGUUCACGAGAAUGAACCCAGGAAUGAAAGGGUUAACUUUUGAGGAACAUUUGAUGGGUCUGGACCUGUACUCACUGGAGUUUAGAAGAAUGGGGGAGGGGUGGAAUCUCAUUGAAACCUAUCAAAUAUUGAAAGGCCUAGUGAAUGUGGAGAGGAUGGUUCCUGACCAGAGGGCACAGCCUCAAAACUGAGGGACAGUGCAGAGAUGAGGAAUAGUUUAUUUAAGCAGAGGAUGGUGAAUCCGUGGAAUUCAUUGCCACAGACAGCUGUGUAGCCCAAAUCAUUGGGUAUAUUUAAGGUGGAGGUUGAUAGAUUCUUGAUUUUCGAGGGGGUGAAAGGUUAUGGGGAGAAGGCAGGAGAAUGGGUUAGAGAGGGAUACCCCAUUCCCUCCUUGACAGAAUGAUGAAGUAGACAUGAUUUGCCAAAUGGCCUAAUUCUGUCCCUAUGCCUUAUGGUUUUAUGGUCUUAUGCCAAGGAUCACAGAGAAGAGAUUUAUUAGGAUCAUAGUAUGGAUCAGAAACUUUGAAUCUUUUUCAUUAUAACAAGCUAAGAGGAGAUUUAAGAGAGGAGUUUUAAACUAAGUUUUGGUAUAGGGUCAAUCUAUUUCUGAAAUAGGUAGCUAAGGGAAAAAUUACCUCAGAUUAUCUGCAGAAUGAAGGGAUAUAUUAGGAGAUGCUCAUUUAUGGGGAGUGUAGUUAAAAUAUGCAAAGUCCAACAAAAAUGAUGGACAUAGAACACUUAAAGUUUUUAAAAUCGAUAUGCAUUAUCAAUAUGAUUACUAAAAAAGAUAGACACAGAAUACUUAUAAGCUUUUAACAUGGAUAUGCAUUAUCAAUAUGAUUGAGGGCUGCCACAGGAAUGAGUGCUGACAUGCCCUGAUUCUAUAGUUUUGGAAGAACGUGGUUUACUACAUCAAGUAACUGAAGUAGUCCAUGAGCUUUUGAUACCACUUCAAGGACUGCAUUAAUUUCGGAAGAUGUUGAGUGUAUAAAGUCCUCUGAGGUCGCCUGAUGCAAACUCCACCAGAUAAGCCAUUAAAAGUCCUCCCUCUCCCACCUCCUCUUAUUUUGUUUAGGGAGAAAAUGCGUCUGUGAUGUUAAACUGGAUUCUAAUUGAGGCUAUGUAUUGGUUGCAUUAGUGUCAAGAUGGUUUGCAAUGAUAGCGUUCCUCAGAAGAAACCCAUCCUCCUUAGAUCAACAAAUAUAUGACACUCUAGAAUGCAGGGUAAUGCUAAAGUCGCAAAAUUGUUAAACCUCAUUCUUCAUGGUGUCAGUCCUGUAAACUUUUUUCCUAAAUCAAAAUCCUUAAAGCUGUUUAACUCCUUAAUGACAAGUAACAAGGUUCAAUCUUGUUCUCAAAAUGGGUGACGUUGGCAAGUUUUAAUAUCAUAAGCUGUUUUUAUAUGAAACCUCUUUCGAAUGCAUUGUUCUAAAUUAUUAUUAGUGGACCACUUAAUACAUUUAGAAAUUUGUAAGCAGUAUUGAAUAAGGCACAGUAUACCACAGGACAUAUGUUAUUUGCCAGCUAAACCACUGCCACCCAUCGGAAUGGUGACCAGUAUAUACUUUUGUAGGCAAAUUUGCUGUAUCGCACUGUUUGCUAGAGGGAAUUACUAAAUAUAAAUUAUGAAGAUUGUAAUGUAAAGGAUUUUAUAUAAACAUUACAGUCUAAAGCAAUGAGCCAAGAGUAAACAGAUCUGCAAUCUUCAUUUCUUAAGUAUUUUUUGUUUGAGUUACCUAUUUCAGGGUAUGACUCAGAUAUAUCUAUAAAAUAAUAAUUUAAUAUGCACUGGCAUUGGAGUAAAAAAAUUGUAACCGUGAAUACUGUUUAAUGUAAAAUGUGUCUCAUUUGUGUGUUAGAUAACUUUUUGAUUCCUUAUAAUAUGAACUUUGCAUUCUGUAAAGCAUUAAAUUUUAUAGAGAACGUAUUUAUUAUAUAUAUAUUUAGCCAAUUAUUUUAACUGAUCAAAAGUAUUACAAAAUAUUGUUUGGUUACAUAUUUUUUUUGUUAACGCUUCAUAAUUAUUAAAUGGCAUUCUAUGUUUGCAUCAUUUUAAUAGCAAGGUAUCUAUUAUCACUGCCAGGUUUCAGGUGUGAUAAAAAUUCUAGUAACUUGUUUCCCUUGUUAUCAUUGACAAUGAGCACAAGAGAACUUGCCUCAACCACAACUUUUAAAGUUACAAGACACAUUAUUCAUUUUGUAUUUAGAAAUAUUGAUUAUAGGUUCUUCAGUGUUGGCCCACUCUGGAAACCCCCACACAGAAGACCCCCAGCAGUUUAUUUUAGCUCGAACCCUGAGCAUGGGUUCAAACCUUUUGAGGAAAACCCAGUUUCCUCAGUGAAGUAAGCUGGGCAGAAUAUAAAAGGAAAUGGCCAUUUUUGAUUAUUAAGUAACACUGACCUUGAGUUAGUAAAAUCUGCUUGGUCCCAGUUGAUAUUUAUUGGCCAUAAGACAUAGGAGCAGAAUUAAGCCAUUCGGCCCAUUGAUUCUGUUCUGCCAUUAUAUCAUGGUUGAUUUAUUAUCUCUCUGAACCCCAAGCUUGCAUCAAAAGUUUGAUAUUUUUUGGUGUUGGUAAUGAUGCGACUGUUCAAGGACACAUCCGUUACUUACAUCUUAGCCUAAAACUUGAUUUUGCUCAUAAAGUAGGACUGGUAAAACAUAAGGUCAAGCCUACCACCAUGAACUCUUCGCCUCAACUUCACUGUGAAUAUGCUAUUUCAAUAUGUUCUCCACUGGUCUGUAAAUCAGACAUACAAAAUCGAUCAGUAAAUUAGACACAUGAAAUUAAUCAGUAAAUUGGACACAUAACAUAAUCAUUAUUUCUAGAGAGAAAAUGUGGCUUUUUAUUCUUUCAAAUUGUUAUUAACUUUUUAAAAAAAUUAAGUGGCUUUGUACCUCUUUAAAUUUAAAGUCAAUGUUUCAGAAUCCAGACAGUUAACACUGCAGAAUUACUUGCUCUCAUUGAGAGCAGAAAUCUUUGCCUGAAUAAUGUGCAAGAAAGCUGGAUAGCUUAUGGAUCAUUCCUCCACACAUGCAACUGUCUAAAACUUUAAAGAGCACAAUGCUUUUUAUAUUGAAAGUGCAAUUUGGUACUGUGCAGUUUGUACUUAACCAGCAUUGACUUGGAGAUGGUCCUGGCCUCUCUGAAAUGAAUGAAUGAAAUCUGUCCAUUUAGGGUUCCAGUGUACUUUUUAAAAACUCUUAAAUAUUAAUUCGGUCAUCAGUGAUUGAAGCGGCUGGUCCGCUGGUUCUUUUCGUUGUAACUGGUGGGUAUUUCAUUAACACUAAACUUUUUUAUGUACACUGGAGAGUUUGGUACUUUUUUGUGUUUUAUACAAUUCUGUGACUCUGUCUACUCAGUGCUCUCAAACCAGGUAUUGCAUAAACAGUGAAUAUUUGUCCUGUAAUUGGUGUAUGUUCAUAAAUUGUGAUGUGCCAAAAAUAUAUGUUGUAGUUGGUUAAUUAAAUAAAUCUGGCUAUCACAGUUUA